Messenger RNA from Aspergillus saccharolyticus JOP 1030-1, 2790 nucleotides. RefSeq lists its product as uncharacterized. Gene Ontology annotation, molecular function: lipid binding. The record is from RefSeq and is a predicted model, not a curated record. Bases 1 to 2790 code for a protein of 929 amino acids. NCBI's taxonomy places the organism in Eukaryota, Fungi, Ascomycota, Eurotiomycetes, Eurotiales, Aspergillaceae. The transcript is spliced from 8 exons.
AUGUCUUCCAAAGCGGCCGUCAACCACCCAAUGAACACGAAGCAGAAGGAGCAGGACAUCAACCAGAAACUGCAGCUCUUCGGUAUCUACCAAGCGUUCAAGAAUGGCAAGCUACCAUCGAACAAACAAUGCGACGUCGCCUUGAACACUGCCCUACAGUCCAAGGCUCUUUCUUCGCCAUCGAAAGAACUCUCCUCUGAGGGACAAGGUCUUGUUGGAGAUCUCCGUGAUGUUAUCAACAACGCCAAGAAGCUCAUGUUGAGCAAGAACGACGGCCAGUUGCUGCAAGAGUUCCUCUGGGAGGCCCAGAAUAUCUCCGCAGAGAAUACAGAGAAGCCUAAUGUGCCUGUCUCCAAGGACUCGGCUCAACAGGACGCUCAAGAGUCCCUUGAGGGUCUCAAGACUCUCGGAAGACUCUUGAUCACCAAUGGGGAAUUCAGAAAGCUUCUCAAUGAUGCUAUGAUCCUGGCACGAGAUAUGGCCGGCGAUGUGUCUCAGAAAGCUGCUGACCGGCUGCGACCAUCGCAAGACCAGCUUGCUCAGAUUGAUGAGCCUGCCGAGGACAACGUGUGGCAUGAGCAGCCACCAGAUCUGUCCCAGCAGAAAGAGCAGUUCAAGUCCCGCUUCAGGAAGAAUAAGGAAGAGGGCAAGCAAGACGUAACGGACACGGCAGCCCAGGCUGCGACUGGCGGUCAGCAGCCCCAGAGCGUCCAGGAUGUCGAUCCUCGUGCUGGUGCAUCCGCUGGAGCGCAGAGAGCCCAGGAACUGGUCUCGGACAACAUUCCCGAGGAACAAAAGACUCGCGCUCGCGAGUACCGUGAAAGAACAAAGGGAUAUAUGUCGGAGAAGAUUCCCCAAGAGCGCCGCGACCAAGCCAUCUGGCGUCUGAAGAAGAUGGUUAUUGAAAUCCAAGGACAUUCUGAUUACCAGCAAGCUAUCCGGACUUUGCUUUCAAUGGCCGAGAAGUACGGCAGCCACACCCGAAACCUCACUCAGCAGGGAUCUGGAUCACUUCAGGACUUCCGGGGUGGUGAUAAGAUCCAGAAAAUGGAGAAGAAUCUGAGGACUCUGAUUGAGCGCUUCGCCAACAGCACUUCUCUUGACAACCUCUUUGACUCUCUCGAGAACAUCUAUCGUGAUGCCGACAGAGACCCUGAGCUGAAGGGAUGGUUCCGCAACAUGGAUACGUUCAUUAGAAAAACUCUGACUGAGCAGGGCUACAUUAUGGACGAUGAUUGCACUCGGCAGUGGAACCAAUUGAAUGAGCACGGACGUUACCUCCUGCGUGACCGCUACAAGGACCACACCGAUUGCAUCUUGGAUGAGAUCAAGUUCAUUGGUGAUCAAUUCAACCAGGACCCUCAAAAUCUGGCAUUCAGAAGCUCUCUAGAGAAGCUCUUUGAUGACCUUGGCCGAGAUUCAAAUGGCAAUGUGGCCUUCAAGAAACAUCUUCUCAAGGACGUCCGGGAUGUUAUUCUCCCUGCUGUCUUUGAGAAUGUGCGUUACGUUCCUAUCCCACGCAUCGAAGUCUCUGAUCCCUCAGCUGAUGUGGUUGUGGAAAACCUCGUCAUCGAGAGUGACAAUUUGAUGCCGAAUGUGGUUGAAUUUGGCAGCGAUAACUACUUCCGCUGGGGACGCAAGAAGAUUUCCAGCAAGCGAGACAACAAGAUCAUGAUCUCCGUUUCUGGAAUCCAAGCUGAUCUCAGAGAUGUGAGCUACUAUAUCAACAGAAAACAGGGCUUCCCAGCCAUCACCGACACAGGUAUUAUGGACAUCUUCCUUGGUGGCGAAGGCUUUGGAUUCAAGAUUGCAGCCUCAACUGCUCAGAAGGAGGACAGUCAGCACUACCUCAAGCUAGAGAAGGUGUCCGUCAAGAUUGACUCAUUCAACGUGAAGCUGAAGAAGUCGAAGCACAAGGCCCUCUUCACUAUCUUCAAGCCUCUGCUCUUCCGUGUUGUUCGUCCGACCCUCCAGAAGGUCAUUGAACAGCAAAUUCGGGAUGCGUUCGCCAAGGGUGAUGCCCUGGCAUACGAAAUCCAGUCUCGGGUUAACGAGGCUAAGGAAGCUAGUGCCCAGGACCCUGCCAAUGCUCCGAACAUCUACUCGCGGUACCUGGAUGCCUUCCGUGCCCGUGGCGAAGAAAAGGCACGCAAGGCCCAGGCCCAGGCCCAGGCUGCUGCUCAGCGUGGCACCAAGGUGCAGACCGCCACAACGCUUCACGACUCCAUCUUCCCCGACAUCAAGCUUCCUGGUGGUAUUUCCAGCAAGGCUACCGAGUACAAGGAGUUGGCCAUGAAGGGCGAACGAUGGGAGUCCCCGAUCUUCAGCAUUGGCAGUGCAUCCGAGUCUACCGACAUCCCCAAGCCGGAGAGGAUUUCCCGCAAGCGCAGCUCCCCUCUUGACAAAGGUCCAAGCCUCGGGGCCUCCACCCACGGUGGCGCGGCUCUUGCUGAUGGCAAGCCGAUGAACGGCGGUGUGGCGGCUCUCGAUGGACGGGCGGUCAAUGGCUCUCAUGCUCUGGGAACCAACGGCUACACGAACGGCCACACCAAUGGUCACACUAACGGUCACACUAACGGUCACACUAACGGUCACACUACCGCCUACACUGCCGGCACCAACGGCUAUGCUAACGGCCACUCCAAGCCCUAUGACCAUGUGGCCGCCUCCCGCGGCUUCUCCGAUGAAGUCAACCAGGCGUUCGGCAAUGGCCACACCAACGUGGCUACCAUCAACGGCCGUCCCACUGUCCCCGGUGCGCAGACCGCAUUCAACCCCCAGACUGCUUGA